Molecule: messenger RNA, 1639 nt
Organism: Cladophialophora immunda
Lineage: Eukaryota; Fungi; Ascomycota; Eurotiomycetes; Chaetothyriales; Herpotrichiellaceae
Exons: 2
Coding region: 277-1398 (373 amino acids)
Source: RefSeq, a predicted model, not a curated record
CGAAGCCUCCGUGUGUCUCCAUUUGGGCCGGUGAGCCACCAAAAAUUUUUUACCCGGCACACACUGAUCGACAAGAGCCAGGGCCACCGACAGGGCACGAAUGAGCAUCCUCAGCCAGCGGUAGAUGAAUAGAACCUCACAUGCAAUGACCAACAUCGAUGGAAUGCAGCAAUAAUAGCAGGCCCUUUCUGGUGCUGUGGGUUGACUGUGGCCCGAAGAAUCAUAUACUGCUUCUACCCGGAGGUGAUCAGAUCUUCGGUGAGCAGCCCAAAGAAAAUGUCGGACGACGAAGCCGACCCCGAACUACUGGCCCUCCUGCGGCAAUCCCUAGGCCUGGGUAGCCAGGGACAUGGCACCGCACCGCCAUCGACGGGCGUCCUAGACUCGGCAGAAUACAUCUACGACAACGCCAUCGACGUCGCCAUCUCCAGCAGCGGCACCAAGAAAGCAGCAGAGCACAUCUACCAUCUCAUGCAGUCGAAAAGUUACUCGACAGGGACAUGGUCAACGCACGAACUCCACCCCAAACUCUCCGAGCACGGCGAAGAGGAAACGGUGAAUUUCAUAUUCACCAUGAACCUGCUGAAUUUCUCCUUCUGGUCCGAGUUGCCCGAGGGCGAGAGGUUCGCUGUUGAGUACAAGGGCCGGAGGUGGACGGGGUACUGGUCUCUGAUCGCGGCACUGCAGCGAGCCUUGAACGAGGGAUAUGCGAUCACCACCCCAGACUUCUGGCAGGACCGUGAUGCUUGCACGGACAGUGUCCUGGAACACAUCUUCCGGUCCGCAACGCAGGAGGCGAUACCGUUGCUGCGAGACCGGAUCGCCAUCCUUCGCGAAGCCGGGGCGAUCCUCUACGAGCACUUCGGCUGCAAGCCGGCGAACAUCAUCCGCCGCGCAGACGGCUCCGCGGCAAGCUUGGUGAACCUGCUGGUUCAAUACUUCCCCAACUUCCGGGACGUCGCCAGUUUCCAGGGGAAGGAGGUGCGUCUCUACAAGCGCGCGCAGAUCCUCGUGGCAGAUCUCUGGGCCUGCUUCCAGGGCGCCUCCUAUGGCUCCUUCUCCGACAUUGACUCCUUGACCAUGUUUGCGGACUAUCGCAUCCCACAAAUGCUACAAGGGCUGCACUGCUUGAUGUACUCCCCCCGUCUGGAAUCGAGGAUCUCCCGGCGGGUGAUGCUCAAGGCGGGGGAAGAGAUGGAGGUCGAAAUCAGAGGCUGCAGCAUCUGGUGCGUGGAGUUGAUUCGAAGGGAGAUUUUGCGGAAGCAUCCCGAGGCGAAAGGCAAGGUUAAUGCCAUCUUGAUAGAUUUUUUUCUGUACGAUACAUGUAAGGAAAUGGAGACGGCCGGUGAGAUAGAGGAGUUGUUGGCACACCAUCGGACAAGGUCGAUAUUCUACUAGGUGAUUCGCACUAUUUAGAGCAUUGGACGGACUUGGGAUCCUAGGUCUGGGAGGGACAUUCAUCAGCGGAGGAGUUUCUUGAUAGAGGCUGCCUGGACUCGCCGUCCUGCCUUGCUGUCCAUCCGAGAGUCUUCGGGUCUUUAUCGCAUCAGACUUGCUUUUACCCCCCUAGCUUGGUACCACACAUAGAUUUUUGAAUCUGGAAUGUUGGAUAUUGUUCCCAUCCAAAGGAUUGGGACAA